This is a messenger RNA of Zea mays, 1979 nucleotides long. Its product is annotated as zinc knuckle family protein. Gene Ontology annotation, molecular function: zinc ion binding; nucleic acid binding. The record is from RefSeq and is marked provisional. Lineage: Eukaryota; Viridiplantae; Streptophyta; Magnoliopsida; Poales; Poaceae.
AUUUUGCAGACCUGCGUAUCCCCUCAGGCCGGCAUGGUUAGCGGGAGCGGGUGCCGUUGGAGGAGGUCUGAUCUCGUCUGCGGCGGGGGCGAGAGAGCAAGGCCACGGCGUCGCGGCAAUGAGCAGCACCACCGCCGACACAUCCCCGGAGAGCGUCGGCUCCUGCCGCCCUCCCACUCCUCCUACUUCCCUUCCCCCUCAUUCAGCGCCGGCGGCGGCCCUCCGCGGCGCUCCAGUGAGGCGGCAACUGGACUUCGCGGACGCGGACGCCGACUCCUGUGCCGGCGCCGGUGGCGACCUGGACGACUACGACGACUUCCUUAUCCGCGCCGUGGAUGACAUUGAGCGGGGCUAUAACGAGGCCAAGCGACGCGCUCCGCCGUGCGUCUGCGGGCGCGGCUAUUGCGCGGUGCAACGGGACGACCAGAGCGGCGGGUGGAUGUACGUCUGCUCAUCGCAGCCGAAGUGUAAACAUGUUGCCAUGUGUAAGGAAGUUGAUCAGAAUCCACAAUCACCGCCUGUUGUUAGAAGUGAUCCUAAAACAAGCAAUCGUUGUGCAUUCAACGUUCCAAGGACUCCUGUAAAUGAUGCUAGAACACAAAUUAAUAAUGUUACUCUCGAAGGUGCUGGUGCUACAACUCCAAUUAAUGUCAGUCCCCAGGCUGCUGUUGCUGCAACUCCAUUUAGUUACACUUCGAAAGGUGUUGGCGCUAUGACUCCAGUUCAUGUUAGUCCCCAAGGUGCUGGUGCUACAACUCCAAUUAAUGUCAGUCCCCAGGCUGCUGUUGCUGCAACUCCAUUUAGUUACACUUUGAAAGGUGUUGGCGCUAUGACUCCAGUUCAUGUUAGUCCCCAAGGUGCUGGUGCUACAAUUCCAAUUAAUAUCAGUCCCCAGGCUGCUAUUGCUACAACUCCAUUUAAUUACACUUUGAAAGGUGUUGGCGCUAGGACUCCAGUUCAUGUUAGUCCACAAGGUGCACACGCUACAGCAGCAGUUAAAGUUAGUCCCCAAUGGAAUAGAUCUAAUGAUGGACGAUGGAAUAGAUCUAAUGAUGGACGGCCAAUUUGCCAGUGUACUGCAGGGAAGUGUAAAAUAUUGAGAGUGGGCAAUGAAGACUGGUAUGUUUGCCCUAUACCCAAGGGACAAGGUGCAUGCAGUUACAAGGUGCCAGUAACAGAUGCUGUUGGAGCUGGAGACAACGACGACGCAAAUGGAUCAGCCAAUCCCGCCCAACCUAAUGACGACGAGUGGCCAUUCGACGUCAUCAACGAUGAAAUCGUGCCGACGCCGCGUGCUGUAGCCCAGCAGAAGUCACCGAGCACACCGCACCACCAGCGGAGUGGCACGGCGAGAACACCUGCGCCAUCGCCCGUGACGCCGUUCGGUAGCCGCGGCGCUAUGACCGGGCGCCCAAACGACACCUGCUUCGGGUGCGGCGAGAAGGGGCACUGGAUCAGCGCCUGCCCUAAACCGUCUCCGCGAAGUAGGUGUUUCCGUUGCGGCGUGGUCGGUCACAGGCCGGCCAAUUGUCCCCAGCCGAGAGGGUCUUAGAAUAGAAGGUUGUGGGUGAACUGGUGGUCUGAUGCUGCUUUUGGGCUGUGCCUCGUAGGCAAUCAGGGCUCAGGAGCAGUGCUAAUGUUUCUGCUUAGGAAUCUUAAGAGCUUGUUCGAUUUGAGGUGGAUCAGAGGGGAAUCCACCUCAAACCCAACAAGUCUUAAUCGGGUUUGGCAUUGUAGCUACGAGAGAGAGAGAGAGAGAAUAAUGUGUUUGUUGAGAGGUAGGGUGGACAACGGUGUAAAGGUCCGCAAUUGGGCCCCAUUGUCUGCCUAGUUUAGUUAAUUUAGUUAAUAACUAAAUUAAUGUAGUUAAUUCAGUUAAUGUAGUUCGGUACAUCUAUAGUACAUACAUCUGCGUCCUCUGUAUUGGACCUUUGAAGAACGGGAUGAACAUGAACCGAGGACGGACAUAUUGUAAGGUG